AUCACUACUACAUUAAUUAAUCCCUAUAUAUAUAUAAAAAUUAUUAAUUAAUUAAAGAGAGCUAAAUAUGUUGUUAGGGAAAGGAAUAGGGGUUGUGGACUCAUUCACAGGUGGUCUGAUUGGUGGUAAUAAUAAAGGAAAAAAGAUAAAAGGGUCAGUGGUUUUGGUGAAGAAGAAUGUGUUGGAGUUUAACCCAUUAGCAUCUUCUGUUAACACAGGCACUGCCAUUUUUGAUCGUUUUGCUGAAUUUUUGGGCAGUGGUGUUUCUCUCCAGCUCGUUAGUGGUCACACUUCUGGUAAGUUGAGUAAAGAAGCUCACUUAGAGAAUUGGAUUACUUCAUUGCCUGCUUUAACACCAGGAGAUUCUGUCUUCAAAGUCACUUUCGAUUGGGAUGAAUCCAUUGGAGUCCCUGAAGCUAUUAUCUUCAAAAACAAUCAUCUUGAUGAGUUCUUCCUCAAGACAAUUACUCUUGAUGAUGUUCCUGCUCAAGGUGUUGUUCGUUUCAUCUGCAACUCGUGGGUUUACACAGCUAACAAAUACAAUUACAAUCGUGUUUUCUUCAGAAACAAGUCAUAUAUUCCAAGUGCAACACCAGCACCAUUGCUUAAGUACAGAAAGGAGGAGCUUGAGAACUUGAGAGGAAAUGGAUUAGGACAGAGAAAGGAGUGGGACAGAGUCUAUGACUAUGAUUUGUACAAUGAUUUGGGUGAACCUGAUAAAGGUAGAAACUUUUCUCGUAAAACCCUUGGAGGGAAUAGUGAAUUCCCUUACCCUCGAAGAGGAAGAACUGGUAGACCAACCACCAAAUCAGAUUCUAGAACUGAAAGCAGAUUGAAACAAGUGAAUCUUAUGAAUCCUCUGGAUCCUGUUGAAUCUUUAGACAUAUAUGUUCCACGAGAUGAACGUUUUGGUCACUUGAAGAUGUCAGACUUUCUUGCUUAUGGAAUCAAGUCUUUGACUCAAGCCAUCAUACCUGCACUAAAACAUUAUUUUGAUCAAACUCGAAAUGAGUUUGAUAAUUUCCAAGAAGUACUUGAUUUGUAUGAAGGAGGGUUGAAGCUACCAAAAUCAGUACUUGAUAAUAUCAGGAAAAAUGUUCCUUUUGAUCUGCUAAAGGAAAUGUUUCGAACUGAUGGUGAACAGUUCCUUAAAUUCCCUUUGCCUCAUGUGAUCAAAGAGGACAAAUCUGCAUGGAGGACUGAUGAAGAAUUUGGAAGAGAAAUGGUUGCUGGCGUUCACCCUGUCCUUAUCCGUCGCCUCGAAGAGUUUCCACCAACCAGCAAGCUAGACCCUGAAUUGUAUGGUGAUCAUACUAGCACAAUUACUGAAGACCACAUUAAGAACAGCUUGGAAGGGCUUGGUGUAUUUGAGGCACUCUUUCAAAACAAGUUAUUUAUAUUGGAUCACCAUGAUUCGUACAUACCAUACUUGAGGAGGAUAAACUCAACUUCUUCAAAAGCUUAUGCAACUCGAACUCUCGUGUUCUUGACAAGUGAAGGCACAUUAAAACCUGUUGCCAUAGAAUUAAGCUUACCACAUCCAAAUGGUGAUGAAUUCGGUGUUGUUAGCAAAGUGUAUACUCCAGCUGAGGAAGGUGUUGAAGGUACCAUUUGGCAAUUGGCUAAAGCUUAUGCUGCUGUAACUGAUUCUGGCUACCAUCAACUCAUUAGUCACUGGUUGAAUACACACGCCGUGAUUGAGCCUUUUGUGAUAGCAACAAACAGGCAACUAAGUGCACUGCAUCCAAUUUACAAACUCUUGCAACCCCAUUACCGUGAUACUAUGAAUAUAAAUGCACUUGCUAGGCAGAGUCUUGUCAGUGUCGAUGGCGUUAUAGAGUCCACAUUUUUACCAGGAAAGUAUGCUAUGGAAUUGUCAGCAGUGGUUUAUAAGGACUGGGUUUUCACUGAUCAAGCUCUCCCUGCAGAUCUUCUUAAAAGAGGAAUUGCAGAAAAGGAUGUGAAUGCUCCACAUGGGCUUCGCCUUUUAAUAGAGGACUAUCCAUAUGCUGUUGACGGGCUAGAGAUCUGGUCUGCAAUUAAAGCAUGGGUUAAGGAAUAUUGCUCUCACUACUACAAUAGUGAUGCUAGUGUUCAAAGAGACACAGAACUUCAGGCAUGGUGGAAGGAAGUUAGGGAAGUGGGUCAUGGUGAUAAGAAAGACGAGACUUGGUGGCCAAAAAUGAAAACUCGUGAGGAACUAGUUGAGUCAUGCACAAUACUCAUAUGGAUUUCUUCUGCUCUUCAUGCAGCUGUCAACUUUGGACAAUACUCUUUCACAGGGUACCUUCCAAAUCGUCCCACAUUAAGUCGACGGUUCAUGCCAGAAGAGGGUACUCCAGAAUAUGAGCAACUUAAGUCUGACCCUGAAAAAGGUUUCUUGUUGACAAUUACUUCAGAAUUCCAGAGCCUUGUUGGAAUUGCCCUCGUUGAGGUUUUGUCUAGGCAUGCUUCAGACGAGGUCUAUCUCGGUCAAAGAGAAAAUCCUGAUUGGACAUUAGAUGCUGGUCCCUUGCAAGCUUUUGACAAAUUUGGAAGAAAACUUGUUCAAAUUGAAGAUGCAAUUGUGAGGAGGAACAAUGAUUUGAACAUGAAGAACCGAGCUGGGCCAGUCAAGUUUCCAUACGGUUUGCUCAUUCCUACGAGUGAUCAAGGCCUCACUGGUAGGGGAAUUCCUAACAGCAUCUCAAUCUAAAGCUCAUCUCCUUGUGUUGUUGUUGUUGUUGCUAGUGCUUUUAUUGUUCACUAGUCUAUUUAUCUUCUUUGUUAGUUGUUUGUAACUAAGUGGUGGUGUCAUUAAGAAAGGCCAUAUGGGCUAUUGCAGUACUAAUUUACUUGCACUGAAUAUGAUGCUAGCUUAAUCAUGUAUUAUCAUACCUCAAUUAAAUAAAGUUUAUAUCAAAGCUUUCUGC
Cannabis sativa is the source of this 2912-nucleotide messenger RNA. RefSeq names its product linoleate 9S-lipoxygenase 6. Gene Ontology annotation, biological process: lipid oxidation. The record is from RefSeq and is a predicted model, not a curated record. The transcript has 9 exons. The coding region runs from base 68 to 2695 and encodes 875 amino acids. NCBI's taxonomy places the organism in Eukaryota, Viridiplantae, Streptophyta, Magnoliopsida, Rosales, Cannabaceae. Gene Ontology annotation, molecular function: metal ion binding; oxidoreductase activity, acting on single donors with incorporation of molecular oxygen, incorporation of two atoms of oxygen; protein binding.